AUGAUACAUUUGGUGCAAGUCUUAACAGUGAACAAAGUUCAACAAGAUGCAAAUGAGAAAUGCACGAGAUAUAACCCAAUCCAACAAGUGGCAAAUUGCACACGACAAUGCGGGGACAUUGAAAUCCCAUUUCCAUUCGGCAUAGAAGAAGGUUGUUAUGCAAGGAAGGCAUUUCAUCUCAAUUGCACAAAUGCCACAACCUCUACACUCCAAAUGGAAGAUGAUGAACAUCAAGUGACGCACAUAAAUCUUGACGAGGGGCUCAUCGACAUUAAAUACAUAGCAUAUUACCAACAAGACUUUUUACGGAUUUACAUUGACGAAGAACCUGAUCUUUAUAUGGGUUAUGGGGAAACAACAUCGGCACAGUGGGCUGUCGCUAAUCUAACAUGCCAAGAGGCACAGGUGGACAUGCCUAGGUAUGCCUGUGUUAGCAUCAAUAGUGAGUGCUUAGUUGUUAACUCUACACAAAAUCUUCUCUACGGUUAUCGUUGCAAAUGUUCCACGGGCUUUCAAGGAAACCCAUAUGUUCGAGAGGGUUGUCAAGAUAUUGAUGAGUGCAAUAAAACAAUUGGUAUAUGUGAAGAGGUUUGCAAUAAUAUAGUGGGAAGCUACCAUUGCAGCAAGUGUCCUGAUAAAAUGGAGUAUGAUACAACAACAAGGAAGUGUACUUCAAUAAAAAGACAAAAUAUUUACUUGGGUAUUAUCAUUGGGUUGACUGGUGGCUUCGGGGUUAUACUUCUCAUCUUGAGUGGACUUUUCAUGGUACACAGAUGGAAAAGAUACAUUCAAAGGCAGUUACGAAGAAGAUAUUUUAGGAAAAACCAGGGUCUUCUUUUAGAACAACUUAUAUCGUCGGAUGAAAAUGCAAGUGACAAAACAAGGAUUUUCUCUGUGGAAGAGUUGGAAAAGGCAACAAACAACUUCCAUCAAACGCGCAUCGUAGGCCGUGGAGGGCAUGGCAUGGUUUACAAAGGCAUAUUAUCUGACCAAAGGGUAGUCGCCAUAAAAAAGUCAAAGGUCAUUGAGGAAGGUGAGAUCAAUCAAUUCAUCAAUGAGGUAGCGAUCCUCUCCCAAAUAAACCACCGGAACAUCGUCCAGCUCUUUGGAUGUUGUCUGGAAACCGAGGUACCUCUGUUAGUGUACGAUUUUAUCCCAAAUGGAUCAUUGUUUGGUAUUCUUCAUUCUGAUUCUAGCACUAGCUGUUUAUCUUGGGAUGAUUGCAUAAGGAUUGCUGUGGAAGCUGCAGGAGCCCUGUCUUAUCUCCAUUCUGCAGCCUCGAUAUCGGUCUUUCAUCGUGAUGUGAAAUCAUCCAAUAUACUAUUGGAUGGAAACUUCACAGCUAAAGUUGCAGAUUUUGGGGCUUCGAGACUAGUUUCUAUUGACCAAACUCACAUUGUGACAAAUGUACAAGGCACAUUUGGGUACUUGGAUCCUGAGUAUUACUACACUGGACAAUUGAAUGAGAAAAGUGAUGCCUACAGUUUUGGCGUCGUACUCAUUGAGCUACUUCUCAGAAAAGAGCCAAUAUUCACAAGUGAGUCAGGAUCGAAGCAGAACUUAUCAAAUUAUUUUCUUUCAGGGUUGAAAGCGAGGCCAGUUACAGAAAUAGUGGCUGCCCAAGUUCUGGAUGAAGCCACUGAGGAAGAGAUUAGCAGCGUGGCUUCCCUUGCAGAGAUGUGCUUGAGGCUCCGAGGCGAGGAUAGACCUACCAUGAAGCAGGUAGAGAUGGCUUUGAGGGUUCUGCAAACAGAAAGGUUAAAAUUGUGCCAUGCUGAUCCAGGGAACGGACAAGAGAAAGAACCACUGCUAACUCCAGCAAGAGAAGAAGAUAGCUCUGAUCAGUUGGUUGCUUCUGAUUGUGUCACUGCUAAUUUGGCAUCUAAAAACAUGAAACAGUGCUAUAGCUUUGAGCAAGAGUUCAUGUCAUAUGAUGGUGUUUCACGCUAGAUUGUGUAUGAAUCUGGAACAUAUGCACAUUUUAAGGUCAAGCACCAUAUGUACCCAUGUAGUAUGUAGUGUAAGUUUUACUUCACAGGUCUGUUGUGAAGAAACUAUUAUACAAAACUUUGUG
Messenger RNA from Triticum dicoccoides, 2074 nucleotides. RefSeq names its product putative wall-associated receptor kinase-like 16. Lineage: Eukaryota; Viridiplantae; Streptophyta; Magnoliopsida; Poales; Poaceae. Gene Ontology annotation, cellular component: plasma membrane. Gene Ontology annotation, molecular function: protein serine/threonine kinase activity; polysaccharide binding; calcium ion binding. Gene Ontology annotation, biological process: protein phosphorylation; cell surface receptor signaling pathway. The transcript has 4 exons. The record is from RefSeq and is a predicted model, not a curated record. Bases 1 to 1950 code for a protein of 649 amino acids.